CAUAAAGGAAAACUGGAGUGGGAAAGAGUUUAACAGUUUAACAUUUCAUUGUUUUUGUCAAUUUCAUCUCAUUAACUGUUGUUUACUGAUUUGAUCCUGUUUAUAAAGUGUAAGGAAUCAAUAUUAAUUAAUAAAUAGUGCUCGAAAAGAAUCUUGGUAUGAAAUAAAAAAGAAAAGUCAAUGCAUAUUAAUUUUAGGUCUAAUUAACUUUGUUCGUGGCGUUCUGUGAUGAUUUCGUAGACGGAAGAAAAUUCUUCACAGAAAUAAGUUCACAUCUGAUUCAAUAAUGUCGAAAUCUCAUUCUUUUGAAAUGAUGAGAGGUGAAUUCACGAUGGCAGUUAGAUCGAGCAUGUUUCGCAAUGACUUGGAUCCUGUAGUGGGAUUAUUCAACCAAUUCGAGGAUCCUGUAAUAGAGAAGAAGGCAGCAGUAGAUCAAGGUUUUCGAGAUUACCUGAUUGUGCUGCUUGGUAAACCACAGCCGAUAUCUCUAUGGGAGAGGUUCGUCAAGCGCUGCGUGGAGGCUAGUCAGGCUGACAUGGCGUCGGGAGGCAUGCCUGUCAUUCUACUCGGAGACCUGUUCGACUGUCUCACGCUGGACCAGUGUGAACAGCUGUUUACCUUCGUAGAAGACAACGUCGCUAUUUGGAAAGAGGACGUGUUUUUUGCCGCUUGCAAGAAUAACUUGCUGAGGAUGUGCAACGAUCUUCUUCGUCGACUCUCUCGAUCACAAAACACAGUCUUCUGCGGACGAAUUCUCCUUUUCCUGGCCAAGUUUUUCCCUUUUUCGGAACGUUCUGGCCUUAACAUCGUAAGUGAAUUCAACAUUGACAAUAUCACAGAAUUUGAAGGUGAAGAAAAUGCUGAUUUUAGAGAGGACGAGGGAUUGGAUGAUUCAAUUAGGGAAGUUGAAGAUCAAAAGAUGAAAAUUGACUUCAACCUCUACACUAAGUUCUGGUCCCUCCAAAACUUUUUCCGAAAUCCAAUUUUGAUCUACAGUAAACUUCACUGGAAGACCUUUACAAGUCAUACAGAGAACGUUCUACAAGCGUUCAAGAGUUUCAAGCUGGAAGGCGUUCAGCAAAAGUUGGUUUCUGCAGAUAGUAUGGUUUCCGAGACUAUCAACAGGGAACACUACUUCGCUAAGUUCCUCACUAACAUCAAGCUGCUGGAGUUGCAACUGAGUGAUGUGAACUUCCGCAGAUAUGUGCUCGUCCAGUUCCUAAUACUGUUUCAAUACCUGAACGCCACUGUUAAAUUUAAAAGUGAUAACCAAGAGUUGAAGGUCAAUGAAGGUGAAUGGGUGAAGGAGACGUCUGAGAAGGUGUACAGCCUACUGAAGGACACGCCUCCUGAUGGCGAAGAGUUUGCUAGGACAAUUCAGCACAUUCUAGCGCGAGAAGAGUUCUGGAACAACUGGAAGAACGACGGGUGUCCAGAACUUCAGAAGCCUGUCGCUCCUGUCGACGAAUUUGAAGAAGAACGGAAACCAAUUAGAAGACGAAGGAAACGUCUGGGAGAUAUCAUCAGGGAUGCAACUGCACAGAAAAGAUUCUACAUGGGACAUCCGGAACUCACUAAGCUGUGGAACUACAAUACAGACAACCUUGAGGCUUGUAGAGCUCCUGAAAGGAACUUCCUCAUGUCCUUGGAGGAGUAUUUCAAGGAGGCCAUCGAACAGUUUGAUCCUUCAGCCAUGGUGGAAGAACAGUACAAAGUGGUAAAUGAUGGGAACUUUGGUUGGCGAGCGUUGAGGCUGCUUGCUCUUCAGUCCACACACUUUUUCACUCACAGCAACAACCCUAUCAACAAGCUACCUGAGUACCUGGAGGCUAUGAUCAAGAAGAUUGCCAAGGAAAGGCCAAUUAUUCUUCCCGGUGGAGAGAUGAAGACUCAGGAAGGCCUUGAGGGUGCGGAUGCAACCGCAAUGGACGUCAACGAAACCGAGGUAGAACCUGAAGCUGAGGCUGAUGCCGAGGCUGACGGAGAUGCUGAAGGGGAAGCUGAAGGGGAGGGGGACGCUGAAGAAGAAGAUGAACUGCUCAAGAGAGAUGAAAUGAACAAUGAAGAACAAGAAGCUACAGAUAUACAAGGAAGUGCUUCGAAGUGUAAAGUGAAGCCUGAAGUGUUUGACCUCGUUGCCCAAACUAUCAACACCCAGUGGGCCGAGAUGGCUGAGAAAUUGGGAUUCAAAGACUCGAUCCAGUACAUUGAAGAGUCCGCCAAGACAGAUGUAGCUAGAGCCAAGUACGUGCUUCAGCUGAGAUCAGAGGAAGAUGUGGACAUGACGCAUCAGAGUUUGGCUCAACUACUCGAGAAGAACGGGUUCUCUAAAGCCGCCACUGCCGUGAAACAACUCAUGUGAUCGUGAGCGUAAUGUGACAUUUUGUGACUUUUGAUUUGACAAAGUUUUUCUAGUAAUACAGUAUUGUUCUAAGUUAGUACCUUUUAAGUUCACUUUACAGUUUUGGUAUAUGUAAUUAAAGUUCAUCAAUCAUAUAAUAUAACGGAUUAAUGUGAGAAAAGUUUUUUUUCAGUACUUUUUUUCUGAAGAUCACAGAUAGAUUAUUAUGUUGUUGGUUAACUGGAAUCAGUAUUUUGUACCGUACUGUCUCAGUAAUUUCAUAUCAUUAUACAGGUUGAUAUUUGUGUCACUUUUAUUGAAAAUUAAUGGUUUUGAAACAUUUUUACAUUGAAAUAUAUUUGAUUUCACUGGAUAGACUUGUGAAAA
This is a messenger RNA of Macrosteles quadrilineatus (aster leafhopper), 2728 nucleotides long. RefSeq names its product THO complex subunit 1-like. Gene Ontology annotation, biological process: mRNA export from nucleus; signal transduction; regulation of DNA-templated transcription elongation. The record is from RefSeq and is a predicted model, not a curated record. The transcript is spliced from 14 exons. Lineage: Eukaryota; Metazoa; Arthropoda; Insecta; Hemiptera; Cicadellidae. The coding region runs from base 287 to 2362 and encodes 691 amino acids. Gene Ontology annotation, cellular component: THO complex part of transcription export complex. Gene Ontology annotation, molecular function: protein binding.